Molecule: messenger RNA, 2769 nt
Organism: Peromyscus leucopus (white-footed mouse)
Lineage: Eukaryota; Metazoa; Chordata; Mammalia; Rodentia; Cricetidae
Gene: Xab2
Product: XPA binding protein 2
Exons: 19
Coding region: 57-2702 (881 amino acids)
Biological process (GO): mRNA splicing, via spliceosome; generation of catalytic spliceosome for first transesterification step
Cellular component (GO): U2-type catalytic step 2 spliceosome; Prp19 complex; post-mRNA release spliceosomal complex
Molecular function (GO): protein binding
Source: RefSeq, a predicted model, not a curated record
UCUGUGCGUGACGCCACCAGAGCGCGACUCUCGUCUGUACCUGGAGAGCCAGGAAGAUGGUGGUGAUGGCGCGCGUUCCGCGUCCCGAGCGGCCGGAUCUUGUUUUUGAGGAAGAGGACCUUCCCUAUGAGGAAGAAAUCAUGCGGAACCAGUUCUCCGUCAAAUGCUGGCUCCGCUACAUCGAGUUCAAACAGGGGGCCCCGAAACCCCGGCUCAAUCAGUUGUACGAGCGGGCGCUCAAGCUGCUUCCCUGCAGCUACAAACUCUGGUACCGCUAUCUGAAGGCACGCCGGGCACAGGUGAAGCAUCGCUGUGUGACUGAUCCUGCCUAUGAAGACGUCAAUAACUGCCAUGAGAGGGCCUUUGUGUUCAUGCACAAGGUGGGGAGCCGGAGAGGAGGGGGAUGCAGUGUGUUCAUGCACAAGAUGCCACGUUUGUGGCUAGACUACUGCCAGUUCCUCAUGGACCAGGGACGAGUCACACACACCCGCCGCACCUUUGACCGUGCUCUCCGGGCACUACCCAUCACACAGCACUCUCGCAUCUGGCCCCUGUAUCUUCGCUUCCUGCGCUCCCACCCACUGCCUGAGACUGCUGUGAGAGGCUACCGUCGCUUCCUCAAGCUCAGUCCUGAGAGUGCCGAGGAGUACAUCGAGUACCUCAAAUCCAGUGACCGGCUGGACGAGGCUGCACAGCGCCUGGCCACCGUGGUCAAUGAUGAACGCUUUGUGUCCAAGGCGGGCAAGUCCAACUACCAGCUGUGGCACGAGCUGUGCGACCUUAUCUCCCAGAACCCGGACAAGGUACAGUCCCUCAACGUAGAUGCCAUAAUCCGUGGUGGGCUCACCCGCUUCACCGACCAGCUGGGCAAGCUGUGGUGCUCCCUGGCUGACUACUACAUCCGCAGUGGCCACUUCGAGAAGGCUCGGGACGUGUAUGAGGAGGCUGUCCGCACCGUGAUGACUGUGCGAGACUUCACCCAGGUGUUCGACAGCUAUGCCCAGUUUGAGGAGAGCAUGAUCGCGGCAAAGAUGGAGACUGCCUCUGAACUGGGGCGCGAGGAGGAGGAUGAUGUGGACCUGGAGUUGCGCCUGGCCCGCUUCGAGCAGCUCAUUAGCCGGCGGCCCCUACUCCUGAACAGCGUCCUGCUGCGCCAGAAUCCGCACCAUGUCCACGAGUGGCACAAGCGUGUGGCCCUGCAUCAGGGCCGCUCCCGGGAGGUUAUCAACACGUACACAGAGGCUGUGCAGACAGUGGACCCCUUCAAGGCCACAGGCAAGCCCCACACACUGUGGGUUGCAUUUGCCAAGUUUUAUGAAGAUAACAGACAGCUGGAUGAUGCCCGUGUCAUCCUAGAGAAGGCCACCAAGGUGAACUUUAAGCAAGUGGAUGACCUGGCAAGCGUGUGGUGCCAGUAUGGGGAGUUGGAGCUCCGGCAUGGGAAUUAUGAUGAGGCCUUGAAGCUGCUGCGGAAAGCCACAGCGCUGCCUGCGCGCCGGGCUGAGUACUUUGAUGGUUCGGAGCCCGUGCAGAACCGUGUAUACAAGUCACUGAAGGUGUGGUCCAUGCUUGCCGACUUGGAGGAAAGUCUGGGCACCUUCCAGUCAACCAAGGCCGUGUACGACCGGAUCCUGGACCUGCGCAUAGCCACACCGCAGAUCGUCAUCAACUACGCCAUGUUCCUGGAGGAGCACAAGUACUUCGAGGAGAGCUUCAAGGCAUAUGAGCGUGGCAUCUCACUGUUCAAGUGGCCCAACGUGUCAGACAUCUGGAGCACCUACCUGACCAAAUUCAUUGCCCGCUAUGGGGGCCGCAAGCUGGAGCGCGCACGGGACCUCUUCGAGCAGGCACUAGACGGCUGCCCACCCAAAUAUGCCAAGACCCUGUACCUGCUUUACGCACAGCUGGAGGAGGAGUGGGGCCUUGCCCGUCACGCUAUGGCUGUGUACGACCGCGCUACCCGGGCAGUGGAGCCAGCCCAGCAGUAUGAUAUGUUCAACAUCUACAUCAAGCGGGCUGCUGAGAUCUAUGGCGUCACCCACACUCGUGGCAUCUACCAGAAGGCCAUUGAGGUACCCGCCACUAGUGACCAGAAGGCCAUUGAGGUGCUGUCCGAUGAGCACGCCCGUGAGAUGUGCCUGCGGUUUGCAGACAUGGAGUGCAAGCUUGGUGAAAUUGACCGAGCCCGUGCUAUCUACAGCUACUGCUCCCAGAUCUGUGAUCCCAGGACCACUGGGGCAUUCUGGCAAACAUGGAAGGACUUUGAGGUUCGGCACGGCAAUGAGGACACCAUCAGGGAGAUGCUGAGGAUACGUCGGAGUGUGCAGGCCACAUACAAUACUCAGGUCAACUUCAUGGCUUCGCAGAUGCUCAAGGUGUCAGGCAGUGCCACAGGCACCGUGUCUGACCUGGCUCCUGGGCAGAGCGGCAUGGAUGACAUGAAGUUGCUGGAGCAGCGGGCAGAGCAGCUCGCAGCUGAGGCUGAGCGGGACCAGCCUCCAAGGGCCCAGAGCAAGAUCUUCUUUGUGAGGAGCGAUGCAUCCAGGGAGGAGCUGGCAGAGCUAGCUCAGCAGGCCAACCCCGAGGAGAUCCAGCUGGGCGAGGACGAGGAUGAGGAUGAGAUGGACCUGGAGCCCAAUGAAGUCCGACUGGAGCAGCAGAGCGUGCCAGCUGCUGUGUUCGGGAGCCUAAAGGAAGACUGACGUCCUCCACGCUUUUCCUCCAUUGUCCCUCCCCCUAACCACUUGUAAUACAGCCCCUCUUUGUACA